Molecule: messenger RNA, 2500 nt
Organism: Lynx canadensis (Canada lynx)
Lineage: Eukaryota; Metazoa; Chordata; Mammalia; Carnivora; Felidae
Gene: CEP55
Product: centrosomal protein 55
Exons: 9
Coding region: 193-1584 (463 amino acids)
Biological process (GO): mitotic cytokinesis; regulation of phosphatidylinositol 3-kinase/protein kinase B signal transduction
Source: RefSeq, a predicted model, not a curated record
GGUCCACAGCCCCGGGGCCAGGCUGGACCGCGAGGGAGGCGCGGUCAGCGGGCAGAUCGCGUCCGUUUGGACUCCAUCUCUGCUCGCCCUGAUAUAUGUCCCCUUUCCCUGGCGCUCACUUCGUGCCUGCCCCGGGUUGGGAGCCUCGACCGUCAGCGGGUCGAUCCUUCCUUUCAUCUUUGCGUUUCAGAGAUGUCUUCCAGAAGUCCCAAAAAUUUAAUUAAAGGUAAAUGGGGAUCGAAGGCUAGUAACUCCAAAUCAGAAACUGCAUUAGAAAAAUUUAGGGGAGAAAUUGCAGCCUUAAAAACAUCAGUGGAUGAAAUCACAAGUGGAAAAGGAAAGCUGACUGAUAAAGACAAACACAGACUUUUGGAGAAAAUUCGAGUCCUGGAAGCUGAGAGGCAGAAGAAUGCUUAUCAUCUCACAGAGAAAGACAAAGAAAUACAGCGGCUCAGAGAGCAGCUGAAAGCCAAAUACAGUAGUACCGCAUUGCUUGAACAGCUGGAAGAGAAAACAAAGGAAGGCGAAAGGAGGGAGCAGCUGUUGAAAUCCUUGUCUGAAGAGACAGAUGUAUUGAAAAAACAGUUGUCUGCUACAACUGCAAGGCUUGCUGAACUUGAGAGCAAAGCCAGUACACUUCAUUUAUCACAGACUGUGGCCACAAGCUGCUUCAACUCAUCAAUGAGUAAUAUUCAUGAAAUGGAAAUACAGCUGAAAGAUGCUCUGGAGAAAAAUCAGCAGUGGCUUGUGUAUGAUCAGCAGCGGGAGGUCUACGUAAAAGGACUUUUAGCCAAGAUCUUCGAAUUGGAACAGAAAUCAGAAACAGCUGCUCAUUCACUCCCACAGCAGACAAAAAAGGCUGAAUCAGAAGGUUAUCUUCAAGAAGAAAAGCAAAAAUAUUACAACCAUCUCUUGGCAAAUGCAAAAAAAGAUCUUGAGGUUGAACGACAGACCAUAACUCAGUUGAGCUUUGAACUUAGUGAAUUUCGAAGAAAAUAUGAAGAAACCCAGAAAGAAGUCCAAGAUUUAAAUCAACUGCUGUGUUCACAAAGAAAGGCAGAUGUACAACAUCUGGAAGACGAUAGGCAUAAGACAGAGAAAAUACAAAGGCUCAAGGAAGAGAACGAUAUUGCGAGGGAAAAGCUUGAAGAAGAGAAGAAGAGAUCUGAGGAGCUCUUAUCUCAGGUCCAGUUUCUUUACACAUCUCUGUUAAAGCAUCAGGAAGAACAAACAAGGGUAGCUCUGUUGGAACAACAGAUGCACGCAUGUACUUUAGACUUCGAAAAUGAAAAACUUGACCGUCAAAAUAUGCAGCACCAACUGCACAUAAUUCUUAAAGAACUGCGAAAAGCAAGAAAUCAAAUAACACAGUUGGAAUCCUUGAAGCAGCUUCGUGAAUUUGCCUUCACAGAGCCAUUAGUCACUUUCCAAGGAGAGUCCGAAAACAGGGUAAAAGUUGCCUCACCAAAAAGUCCCACUGCUGCACUAAAUGAAAGCCUGGUGGAAUGUCCCAAGUGCAAUAUACAGUAUCCAGCCACCGAGCAUCGAGAUCUACUUGUCCACGUUGAAUACUGUUCAAAAUAGCAAUAUAAUUAUUCUUUGUUUUUUGUGGCAAAAGAUUCAAUACUGUAUCUUCUGUUAGCUUAUGGACAUUUUGAAUUACUUAUUUCACCUCUUCUAUAAGAAACUGCCUCUCUACCUUUGAGACUCUGGCAUAGGAGUGAAUCAUUGUAUUUUUUUUUUUUUUUUUUUUUUUUUUGGCUGCUUUGCAUUUUCCUUGGUAGUGAUACCUCUCUGAGAUGGUUCAUCUUCAGGCUUUAGUGACGGAAUGAGGUGAGCUGAGACAACUAACAUUUUGCACUGUUAAAGUACUUGAUAAGGACGAGAUAGUUCAGGUUAUUGCUUGUGGGCUUAAUCUGUUGCACCAGCAAGCAAAUAUUUUAUGUUUUUUGUAGGUUUUUAAAAGUCAAAGUUAAUUACCCAGGAUCUUACUUUGUUGGCUUUUUGUUUUUUUAUUCAAACUUCAUAAACCUACAAUUCCAAUUUUCAUGUCCAUUGUUAAAAGCUGGUAAUACUUUUUACAUUUUUUCCUCUCUAUAAUAAGGCGGUUAUUAGAAAAGUUGGAAUUUUUCUUGAUCCUUUUUUGCAGAGCUGUGUUCUAAUAGAAGCACAAGGCAGAUUCUGCUUAAGCAACACUCCUCAGUAGCCACACACAAUGUUUUCUUUCAUAUUAACUGGCUGUAACUUUAACUUGAAUUUCAUUAGCACAGGUUGCUCACUUAAAGUUGUUAAAAUGAAUUUUAACAAAGCCAUGUAGCCCUCUCAUUUGAUUUGCAGGUAUUUUAUUUAUUUAUUUUUGGCACUCUUAAAGUUGGGCAAUGUGAUGAACAUUUGCUUAUCUGAAUAUAUAUUUUUAUAUGUGUGUGUGUAAACCCCCAAUUUUUUUUAUUUCUUCAGGUUUUCUAAAAUGCUGAAUAUGGGCUACUGUUAGUAAUAUAAA